AAAGACUUGGAGAGAGAGAAAGAGAGAGAGAGAGGCUAGUGAGUGAGCCAACGUUUUGAGACUCUGUGGAGGAGAUGGAUCCAACGACGCCUCUUCUUGAGAACGGUGGUGGUGGUGGUGGUGGUCAUGAGAUAGAAGAUGAUUACUCUCCCGCGAGGACGUUGAGCGACGUGACGCGAGUCUUUUCUAUUGAGACGGCGAAGCUGUGGCAAAUAGCUGCUCCCAUUGGUUUUAACAUCAUCUGCUCGUACGGUGUUACCUCCUUCACCAAUAUCUUCGUCGGCCACCUCGGCGAUAUAGAGCUCUCCGCCGUCUCCAUCUCUCUUUCAGUCAUUGGCACCUUCUCCUUCGGCUUCUUGCUUGGCAUGGGAAGUGCACUUGAAACACUUUGUGGACAAGCUUUUGGAGCUGGUCAAGUCAACAUGUUAGGAGUUUACAUGCAGAGAUCAUGGAUCAUUUUGUUUGUUUCAUGCAUCUUCCUCCUUCCUAUUUACAUCUUCGCCACACCAGUCUUGAGACUUCUUGGUCAAGCAGAGGAGAUUGCUGUUGCAGCUGGAGAGUUCACUCUUCUAACCAUCCCUCAGCUUUUCUCAAUGGCUUUCACUUUCCCUACCUCUAAGUUCCUUCAAGCGCAGAGUAAAGUAAUCGCCAUUGCUUGGAUUGGUUUCAUUGCUCUUAUCAUGCACGUUGCUAUGCUUUGGCUGUUUAUAGUCGUGCUUGGUUGGGGAACAAACGGUGCCGCUUUGGCGUUUAGUAUUACGAAUUGGGGAACAGCGAUCUCUCAGAUUGUUUAUGUGAUUGGUUGGUGUAAUGAAGGAUGGACUGGCUUGUCUUGGUUGGCUUUUAAAGAGAUUUGGGCUUUUGUUAGACUCUCCAUUGCAUCUGCUGUUAUGCUUUGUCUUGAGCUUUGGUAUAUGAUGAGUAUCAUUGUUCUUACUGGUCGUCUUGACAACGCUGUUAUCGCUGUUGAUUCACUUUCUAUAUGCAUGAAUGUGAAUGGCUUGGAGGCUAUGUUAUUCAUUGGAAUAAACGCUGCUAUAAGUGUCCGUGUCUCCAAUGAGCUUGGGUUUGGCCGUCCACGAGCAGCUAAGUACUCUGUCUAUGUGACAGUGUUCCAGUCUCUUCUCAUUGGUUUUGUCUUUAUGGUGGCUAUCAUCAUAGCUAGAGACCAUUUUGCUAGCAUCUUCACAAGCAGCAAAGAACUUCAACAAGCUGUGUCUAAGCUAGCUUAUCUUCUUGGUAUAACCAUGGUUCUUAACAGCGUGCAGCCAGUUAUUUCUGGUGUGGCUAUUGGAGGUGGUUGGCAAGGCCUAGUGGCUUAUAUUAACUUGGGAUGUUACUACAUUUUUGGCCUUCCCUUUGGGUAUCUUCUUGGUUACAAAGCAAACUUAGGAGUUAUGGGACUAUGGGCUGGAAUGAUAGCAGGAACAACGCUUCAAACAUUGUUACUGAUGGUUGUUCUGUACAAGACAAACUGGAAUAAAGAGGUGGAAGAGACGAUGGAACGUAUGAAGAAAUGGGGAGGGAAAGAAACAACAUCAAAGGAUUUAAUUGCAUGAUUUUUGUGGUUUCUCUUUUGUUUAGCUUUGAAAAUGAAUAUGUAGCUCGUCGGCUUUUGUUUGUGUUCUCUCAUUGGUUUGGUACCCAACAGUAGAAACUUUAUUAGGCUGUAGGAAACUGUUCAAUCAGUGAAGUAAACAAACGGUGGUUUUGUUAUUUUCUUCCAAAAUGAAAGGAAAAGAUGCAACUGAAACAUAUCAACUUUAUGAAUGUAUCAACCAGCUUAUUUUUCUUCCAAAUGUCAGGUACAUUUUCUCUUGUGACUUGAAUGUAUC
This is a messenger RNA of Eruca vesicaria subsp. sativa (arugula), 1835 nucleotides long. The record is from the annotation of a GenBank genome assembly. NCBI's taxonomy places the organism in Eukaryota, Viridiplantae, Streptophyta, Magnoliopsida, Brassicales, Brassicaceae.